AUGAUCAAAGUCUUCUCCUCCCUUCGCUCAACCUACCGCGCGGUCAGUGUGGCGAUUGAUGGCGAAGAUAUUUCCAAUGAUAUGCGACGCAGUCUUGAACUUGUGCGCACAUGUAACCAAGACCUACAGGAGCUCAUUAGGCUCCGCCAUGAGCAUCUCCAUUUGCUCGAGAAACAGCCUCAGACUCUUGAGCGUCUCAACUCAAUCAUCGAAAAAGUACACAAGGGACUGCUCGACGCUUCUCGCCUUGUGGAGAAAUAUCGACCAGGUCUACACUCUGGUAAAAGAUCACUACACACCCAGAUAGCGUGGGCCCAUCGGGACUCUCAAGAAUUCCAGGCCUUGGGGCCAACAAUGAGUCAGCACAAUGCAACAAUUCUAGCAGAGAUUAGCUUCCUCAGAAGUCUGACCAUCAUCACCACGCAAAGCGAACCCGAGGAAGCCAAAGAGAUUGGGAUUCUUGCCUCAGAUGACAAGACACUAUUUAAUAACUUGGAGCUUCUAGAAGACUUCUUGGGCGAUGUAUCAGGUUCUCGGGGUAUACCUCACGCAUCACCACCAGCACCGCUACCGCCACUUGCCAUGAAAGUUGAUGCGAGAGCAAGCAUGCCCAAUCUACAUAUCAAUGAGGAGUAUUGUGACCUACCGGAGCCUGUUAUUCCAAAUAUAAUUCCCUAUCAGCAACCACUCGCUAGUCUAUUGGUGUCGCAGCAAGCGUCAACUCUCCGAACACAAAGUGGGCAGACGCACGAAGAUAGUAACCAGUGUAACAGCCGGGUUGUCUUGAACGAAGCCGAUCACUCUGGACUAACUCUUUUAUUCGGUGAUGAGCUGGAUCUAAACUUAGAAGUGUCGUCCAAGAUUCAGCCUGAACACUCUCGAGCACAGUCAAGCGACUCGAUGCAUAGAGCCUCCAUACCAUCGUUUUCGCAAUCCUCAGUAAACGGGGAGACUGUUAAUUCUACUCCAUUGACAAACUAUUCUCUUACCUCCAGACCAUCUACUUUGUCUGUUAGCUCUCUGGGAACGUUCAAAUCGCAGAGUCCCGAGCUUUCUAUGAGUCGGCCGCAUUUAUUUUCGUUCCCGCCAACGCCGCCCAGCAAUAUAUCGCAAUUGGUUCCACGAUCCACAACCGCUUCAGCAUCAGAAACUCAGCAAGAUACCCGGUCAAGGCCGCGAGCCAUGUCAUUCGCGGAGCGCUAUGCGAAUGUGGCCGAUCAUUCAGGCCAUUCAGGCCAGAAGAGCGAGCGAUACCGUCCAUGGCGACCUUACAAAAAUGAGAAUGUCUAUGAACUUCAGGGAUCGGAAAUGUGUUUAGAGGAGCAUCCGUUUGCUCAAUCCACUGCUUCAUUAUCACAUAGAUCAACUACUUAG
Trichoderma gamsii is the source of this 1374-nucleotide messenger RNA. RefSeq lists its product as hypothetical. NCBI's taxonomy places the organism in Eukaryota, Fungi, Ascomycota, Sordariomycetes, Hypocreales, Hypocreaceae. The record is from RefSeq and is a predicted model, not a curated record. Bases 1 to 1374 code for a protein of 457 amino acids. The transcript is spliced from 2 exons.